Molecule: messenger RNA, 1722 nt
Organism: Blepharisma stoltei
Lineage: Eukaryota; Ciliophora; Heterotrichea; Heterotrichida; Blepharismidae
Source: the annotation of a GenBank genome assembly
AUGAGAGAUAAAAAGAAAAAAGAAGAAGAAGACGAAGAUGAAGAUGAAGAUGAAACUGCAGAAACAGUUGAGAAAACUGGAAAGAAAUUCAAUAAUUAUUUUUGCUACAUUGUUCAUUUUGGCUUUGUAAUACUUAUUUAGAUUGUUUCAAUUGCAAUAGUUUUAGGUAUUGAUGAUUCAACAUGUGACAAUCCAAUUCGGUAAAUCCUAAUAUAGAGAAUGGCUUAUUGUCUGAGCUGCUGUGGCUGGAUUUUCUCUUAUUUUACUUUCUUUAACUUUUGUCAAAAAAAUUAAAAAGGGCAAAAGGGCGUGCGUGAUCUUCCUUUAUUCACUAACUCCCUUUAAAUUGGAAAAAAAUUAUCGUUAUUUGCUGAUUUUUAAAACAUUGCGACCUAUAUGUGUAAUUUUUUCCCACGUGUUGAAAGAUGAUUCACAUGUGAAGCCCUUUUGAUUUCACGUGUGGAAUCAUCUUUCAACACGUGGAAAAAAUUACACAUGUAGGUCGCAAUGUUUAAAAAUCAGCAAAUAGCGAUAUUAUCUAUUGGUAUUUUUUCGGAUGAGCUCAAUACGUCGGGAGACCAAAUCCCAGAUGCGGAGCCACUCAAGUGUAGAAAUUCCAUAUGUGGGAUUUGGUUUGACACGUGGGAAAAUACCCGAUGUAUCAAACCCAUCCCAAAAUUAUGCCAAGGCACAAUAAUUUUUGAGUAUAUUAACCCAUUUUAAAUUUCUACAAAAUUUUAAUUUUAUCUUUUUUUUUUAUAAAUAAAUUAUCAUAUAAUUAAAUAAAUUAACUGCAGAUAGCUUUGAUCCAACUUAAGAUAGGGAUAAGCUUUCCAUUUUUCAUUUCCUGGAUAGUUGUUGGGAGUGUUUGGCUAUAUACCAGUGAUAACUGUUAUGAUGAUUUUUAUAAUGGAUGGGCUCUAACUCUAUCAAUAUUAGUUGUCAGUUACACAGGAAUAGGCUUGGUUUGCUGCGCUUGCGGUAUAUUGGCUGUACUAUAGUAAGCUUAAUGCUAUAGCUCUACAUAAGAAAUAGAGAGACAUAGCAGCCGAGAGAGCCGAACUUAAGUAGACUACCAAAUUCUUAUUUACCAAAUGCGUUUGAUGCUCCAUUUUGGGGGCUAAGAGUUGAUUCGCCAACUUAAGCUAACAAUUCAGCUCUUUAGGUUGCUUUGUCUCUUUGCUUCUUAUGCAAAGUUAUAGCAGCAAGCUUACUAUAGCUAGAAAAGUGUUUAAAAAAGUUAUUGGUUUUGAAAAGUUUGAAGAUGUGUUAGAAUUUUUGGAGAAUAAUAAAGAAAUAAUGGAAAUUAUAAGAAGUUAUGAAAAGGAGAAAUCAAAAAAAGAAGGGUCUGGAAAGGAAAGCAAAUUUGACAAAGUUGAAUCUUUACUGAUGAAAGGCAAAGGGAUAAAAGAUAUGCUAGAAGCGUUGGAAAUAGAUAAAUUACUAACUGAAAAAGGUGCAGAAAAAAUAGUGGAAAAUGAAAUAUUGAAGUCAAUCAUUGAGAAGGGAAAAGAAAUGAAAGCCCUAUUGGAGCAAUAUAAAUUUGAGGCAUUAAUGGUAAAGGAAGUUGUGAAAAACGCGGUUGGAAAAGAAAAUAUAGAAAAAAUUGAAGAAAAAGGAAAAGGAAUUAAAGCUGCAAUCAAUAACAUAGAGGCAUUUAUUCCAGAAAAUAUAAAAGAAGCCUUUAAUAGUAAAAUACUGCCUGGAUUUUCUGAGGAAUAA